Molecule: messenger RNA, 2128 nt
Organism: Menidia menidia (Atlantic silverside)
Lineage: Eukaryota; Metazoa; Chordata; Actinopteri; Atheriniformes; Atherinopsidae
Source: the annotation of a GenBank genome assembly
CUGUCAGUUUCCGUUCUCCAUACGUACGUAAGCACACGUCCCAACAAAGGAAGCGAGGCGCUGCGUCCCUCCUCGUGCACGCAACGCUGCCCAGAACGACACACAAAAAAAUUAACGUGCGCGCUCCCGCUGUGUAGCGACAAGAUGGCGGUCGCCGCCGGAUCAGGCGUUAAAGUCCCUCGCAAUUUCCGGCUGCUGGAGGAGCUGGAAGAAGGUCAGAAAGGUGUCGGAGAUGGAACAGUGAGUUGGGGUCUCGAGGAUGAUGAAGACAUGACGCUGACGAGGUGGAGAGGGGUGAUCCUCGGCCCUCCCAGGACCAGCUAUGAAAACAGGAUGUACAAUCUGAAGGUGGAAUGUGGGCCAGGUUACCCAGAGUUGCCUCCGUUCGUCAGAUUUGUGACAAAGAUAAACUUGAAUGGCGUGCACACUUCCAACGGUGUGGUGGACAUGCAUGCGGUGACGGCGCUGGCCAAGUGGCAGAACUCCUACAGCAUCCGGAUGGUGCUGCUGGAGCUGCGGCGGCUCAUGACCUGCAAGGAGAACAUGAAGCUUCCUCAGCCGCCCGAGGGCCAGAUCUACAGCAACUGAGCUUCUUCUACUUUUGCCUCCAUCUUCCUCUCCUCCUUCCCGAAAAACUUCCCAUCUUUCUGUUUAGCUUUUACCCCCCCCCCCCCCCCUCGUCAUCCACCAUAUGACAGUCCACCUCCUGCCAGCACACACAGCGAAAAAAAAAACAAGAAACAGACACUAGCAGAUACAUUUAGACAUAGAUGCACACACACAAACUCAUUCCAGGCCUUCGCCCUCCUCCCUCUUCUAUCACUGGAGCUCUGGGUGGUCUCGAUUCGUCGGUCCACAACAGAGAUGAUGAUUUGAAUACUGUACAUCUUACUAAUCUUUUUUUUUUUUUUUUUUUAUUGUUUAAGAAAAAAAUGCAGAUUGUACAAUAACAUAAAUGAUCUUGUUGAGUGUUUCUCUUUGUGUGUUCUCUUUUUGUAUUGCAGAAAACAGCCACGUCAUUUUAUUUUGCAUUGCUUGGUGGUUAAGAAAUGUGGUUAAGAGAGAAUUCUCCAUCAUAGUGAACAUAUGGACCUAAUCUCCAAAAUUAUUUCCCGUGAUAUGACGAGAUGCGUCUUGUAAUGUGACCAGAUGACAGUUUUUUUUUUUGCAUGUUAACGUGGGCUCGCAAAGUUUUUCUUUUUUUCUUCCUGGUGGUCUCAUAGAUGAUUAAUGUGCAUCUGUACAACUAUCUGACCUUAAGAUGCAAAUCAGCUGUAGGUCUGCAUUUUUUUUUUACCAUGCUUAAAAAGAGAAGUGAAAUUCGCUACCUCUUAUUAUUCUUUUUAAAACUCCUGUGUUAGUGCCAGAGCAGCUCCCCGACAUGUGAAACUAUCUUUGCAACUUUCUGUGAUGGACACCUGGAUUGUUCAAUUCUCUGCACUUCUUUCAUAAAUCUGUAUUCAUGCGCUUGUGUCGUAGUUUAAUGUGUGCGGAUGCUUGCCAAGCUUACAUGGAAUACAAUAUGUUUUUAAUGAAAAAACAAAAUGGGGCCCAUAUCAGGAAAUAAGACCACACAUUUAACCACAGCAUUUGACUCUUGAGGCCAAUAUGUUUGCAGGUAGAUAUGUGGCGCGCUAAGAGAGUAGAAUAAACACCUGAUUGUUUCCCACUGUAAUUAGUUAUGGGAUGAUCAUGUUGCUUGGUCUUAUUGAAUGGACUAACCUCAUUGUGAGCUGUGAAGGGCGUGGACGGGUUACUGAAUGGGUGUGCUGAACGUACGAUCAAGGGCCAUUUAAGCCUCUGAAUGUCACUGAGCAGGCAUGCAAAUAGGACCAUUUCAGAAAAGGCUGAAGAGGAACACAAAGAUACGCCCAACUGUAGGGGAAUGGUAAUACAGUGAACAAACGGAUGUUGAGUAAGAAUCCUUGAGAAAAGCGUAGGAUGGCUACAAACAGACAUGAUAUCAUGAAAAUGGAAAAAAAAGAAAAGAAAAGGUCAUGGAAAAAGGAAAUAUCAGGAAAAAAGUAAUCAAAGUUGACUAAAGGUUACAAAGCAACCACAUAAGAUUGAAAGAGACGCAGAGCGGCAGGUGAAGUUGCAUAAAGUGACAUGUUCCAGAAAGAUAAGC